Molecule: messenger RNA, 2238 nt
Organism: Morone saxatilis (striped sea-bass)
Lineage: Eukaryota; Metazoa; Chordata; Actinopteri; Moronidae
Product: E3 ubiquitin-protein ligase TRIM21-like
Molecular function (GO): protein binding
Source: RefSeq, a predicted model, not a curated record
GGAGCCAAAAUGGGGAAAGCUACGGAGGAGCUCUGGAAUAUUCUGCAGGAUGUAGGAGAAGAUGAGUUUAAGCUUUUCAAGUGGUUCCUGAAGCAGGAUUACAUCCUGGAGGGUUUUACAGGCAUCCCAGUGGCUUGGUUGGAGAAAGCAGACAGGCAGGACACAGUGGAUCUAAUGGUACAGAAAUAUCAGGGUCCUGGAGCUCUGAAGGUAACCUUGAAGGUUUUAGAAAAGAUCUGCAGGAAUGACCUGGUGCAGCGUUUGCAAAACUCCAGCUCGGGGGCAAAAGAUGUCACAAACCAUGGAUCUGUUCUCCUCAAAAGUGAUUAUGAAAGACAGAAGGCUGAGUUUGGGGCUAAAAUUAAGCUGAUGAUCCGGGAGAGACAGAUGAAGAUCGGAGAAAUCAGACACUCAGCAGAGCUCAGCAGCAAAUCUGCAGACAGACAUAUUGCAGACAGUGAGCGGGUGUUUACUGCUUUGCUGCAGUCCGUCAAGACAAGUCUGGAUACUCUCAUCGAAGCCAUUAAUGAAAAGCGAAAAGAGACACUGAAACAGGCCAAAGAAUUCAUCCAAGAGCUGGAGCAGGAAAUCUCCGAGCUGACAAAGAAAAGCACUAAGAUGGAGGAGCUCUCACGUACUGAAGACCACCCCGACUUCCUGAAUCGGUUCUCAUCCCUGAAUGCUAUUCCAACCACCAAAAACUGGACAGAAGUCACCAUUCCUCCGCCAUCUUAUGGGGGAAGCGUGGGUGCAGCUGUGAAUCAGCUGGAGGAGACGCUCAGUAAACAGAUGAAGAAGCUGAUCGAUAAGGCCAAGUUGAACAGGGUCCAGCAGUUUGCAAAGGAUGUGACUUUAGAUCCUAAUACAGCAAAUCCCUACCUCAUUUUAUCUGACGAUGGGAAACAAGUUUACUGUGGUGGCAUAAAACAAAAUCUCCCAGACAACCUGGAAAGAUUUAAUACUGCUAGUAAUGUUUUGGGAAAGCAGAGUUUCUCUUCGGGGAGAUUUUACUACGAGGUUCAGGUUAAGGGGAAGACUUCCUGGGAUUUAGGUGUCGUCAAAGAGUCAAUUAACAGAAAGGGAUCAAUCACAGCGAGCCCCAUGAACGGCUACUGGACUAUAUGUUUAAGGACUGGAAUCGAUGUAAAAUAUCAGCCGAAGAAGGUGGGCGUGUUUGUGGAUUACGACAAAAGUUCAGUCUCCUUUUUUGACGUAGAUUCUGCCGACAUUAUCCAAACCUUUAAUGACUGUUCCUUCACUGAGAAACUCUACCCAUUCUUCAGCCCCGGUCCUUGUCAUGGUGGUAAAAACUCCACCCCUCUGAUCAUCUCUCCUGUCAGUUACAACGAUUAGGUCGAUUUGAUCAACCAUUCAUUCAAAAUGAACAAAUUCAAGAAUCAGCUGAAAAGGUUUUGGGGUUUGGUGGUUGUGCCACUGUCUGUUUGAUGAAAUGGAGUUACAGAUGUGUGUGCUGCCUUGCUAUGAUUAUCACAAAUAGUUCAGGAAGUCUUUUCUGGUCCAGUAUGCAACCUAUACAGUGUGAUGUAGAAACUUGAAGCCACCAGUGCACAUCCACUGAGAAUGGACAUCUUGUGUCCAACAGGAAAAUUUUAGAAAAAUGUGCAUAUUCAUAGAUUAUGGAAUUGUUAACUAGGUAGAAGGAGUAGGAGAACAUAUAAGACACACAUUGUUGUUCCAAGCAGAUUAUUUGUAUAUGUUGUAAUAUAAAAACAACUGGAGGGGGAUCUUUUAUAUCUGUUCUAUAAAAAAGAAUAUUAACCUCCCCCAACUUGUAUAUAUUAUUAAUGUAUUUUGUAUGGUACCCUCUUUCUUCUAUUAUAUUUUUCUAUUCUUUUUUUCCUGAAAUGUAUUUUAUUGUGAGGAAAAUUCAUGUAUUUUGUAUAUUUAUGGUAUAAUAUCUACUCUUCCCCUGUAGCAUUAAAGAUGGAAUAGUUUUUGUACUCAUUAUUUGAACCUAGUUCCCCAAUUUACAUGUCUCCAUUUGAUCUUCUCCACAUGGUACUGUGCUGACAUUGAGUAGAUAACCUGAGCCAGAACCUUCCAGGUGCCGUUUGAUAUUUAUAGUGCCCCCAACCUUGGACCUUAGAAAUGGAAAUGCAAUAUUUAUGUCCAACGUUGUAUGGUAGUAUUAUAGUUGCCAUUAUUGUGUAAUGUGAACCUGUUGGAUUCUCUGCUUAUCAGCAACAAAUCGGGUUGUAGGAGCCACAUACCCGUCAA